This is a messenger RNA of Elephantulus edwardii (Cape elephant shrew), 898 nucleotides long. It is a transcript of the gene PIR, whose product is annotated as pirin (iron-binding nuclear protein). The coding region runs from base 21 to 893 and encodes 290 amino acids. NCBI's taxonomy places the organism in Eukaryota, Metazoa, Chordata, Mammalia, Macroscelidea, Macroscelididae. Gene Ontology annotation, cellular component: nucleus. The transcript has 10 exons. Gene Ontology annotation, molecular function: quercetin 2,3-dioxygenase activity. Gene Ontology annotation, biological process: monocyte differentiation. The record is from RefSeq and is a predicted model, not a curated record.
UCUUUUGAGACUCCUUCGUCAUGAGCUCUUCCAAGAAGGUUACCCUGUCGGUGCCCAGCCGGGAGCAGUCGGAAGGGGUCGGAGCGCGGGUCCACAGGAGCAUCGGCAGACCUGAGUUGAAAACUCUGGACCCAUUUUUGCUGUUGGAUGAAUUUAAAGGUGCUAAACCAGCUGGAUUUCCUGAUCAUCCACAUCGAGGCUUUGAAACGGUCUCUUAUCUCCUGGAAGGAGGGAGCAUAGCCCAUGAAGACUUCUGUGGACACACGGGUAUUCUGAACCCAGGAGAUCUGCAGUGGAUGACAGCAGGCCGGGGCAUCCUGCACGCUGAGAUGCCAUGCUCCGAGGAGCCGACCCAUUGCCUCCAGCUGUGGGUGAAUUUGAGGAGCUCUGAGAAGAUGGUGGAGCCCCAGUACCAGGAGUUAAAGAGUAAAGACAUCCCAAAACCCAGCGCGAAUGGCGUGACCAUCACUGUCAUUUCUGGAGAAGCACUGGGAGUGAAGUCCAAGGUUUACACCCGCACACCAACUUUGUAUUUGGACUUCAAACUGGACCAGGGAGCAAAGCAUUCCCAGCCCAUCCCCAAAGGGUGGACCAGCUUCAUUUAUACCAUAGCUGGAAAUGUGUAUAUUGGACCUGAUGACGCCCAACAAAAAAUAGAACCUCACCAUACAGCAGUGCUGGGAAAGGGCGACAGUGUCCAGGUGGAGAACAAGGAUCCUGAGAGGAGCCACUUUGUCUUAAUCGCUGGAGAGCCUCUGGGAGAGCCAAUUGUCCAACAUGGUCCGUUCGUGAUGAACACUGAUGAAGAGAUUGCACAAGCCAUUCUGGAUUUCAGAAAUGCCAAAAAUGGCUUUGAAAGGGCCAAAGUCUGGAAGUCAAAGAUUGCAAAGUAGUGAAG